This is a messenger RNA of Haemonchus placei, 102 nucleotides long. Lineage: Eukaryota; Metazoa; Nematoda; Chromadorea; Rhabditida; Trichostrongylidae. The record is from the annotation of a GenBank genome assembly.
AUGUGGUAUUUGGCUGGUUUCGAUGCUGUUGGUCCUGGAGUAAGGAGUAAGAGGGUCAGGCCUGUUCAAUCACCAUCGAUCAGCAGCCUGGCCACUAGGUAA